AUGAGCCGACACUACUUCAACCCACCUGAUCACGACACCACCUUUUCCACACCGCUGCAAGCUAUGUAUUGGAACGGAGUUUACUAUCCUAACUGGCGCAUCUAUCGCGAUCAGCCACCUGUAUCGCUGAACUACGAUGUCAUUUCGCAUGUCUUCUACGCCUUUGCCUGGGUAAAAGACGAUGGAACUGUAUAUCUAAGUGAUGAAUGGGCGGAUGCUCAAAUCGAUGUCCCAGGCACUGACGACAUUCCUGCAGCAAAAGGAUGUCUUAACUCUUUCGCCCUGUUGAAGCGAAAGUAUACCCGACUACGGGUUGUGCUAUCUGUUGGCGGCGGUGGGAAAGGCAGUGAGCCUUUUGCGGGUGUUGCUAGAGACCCUGCCUGCCGUGAGCGUUUUGCUCAGACAUCAUUGGCAUUGGUACAACAAUUUGGUAUCGAUGGCAUCGACAUCGACUGGGAACACCCUGCAGAUGCCAGCCAAGGCAGGGAUUACAUUGCUCUUCUGGCCACACUCCGUCAGUACUUGCCGGCGCCCCAAUACACCCUCUCCUCAGCACUUCCAGCAGGCGAAUGGGCCCUUCAGCAUAUCAACCUGGCGCACGCUUCGCAUUAUCUGGACAUGAUCAACCUCAUGGCUUAUGACUACAGCGGGCCUUGGGUGAAAAAGUGUGGUCAUCAAGCUCAACUAUUCACACCACACAUUCCGCACAGUCCCGAAGCCGCAAUAUCCUGCCACUCAGCUGUCUCCUACAUGAUGCAGCAAGGUGUCCCAAGACACAAGAUCGUCAUGGGUGUGCCAGCAUACGGCCGAAGUUUCACCGGAACCCGUGGUAUAGGUCACUCGUUCUCCGGACAAGCAGGAGAGGAGGGCACCUUCGAGUACCGAGACUUGCCCCGUCCGGGUGCGGAAGAGCACGUAGACGAGCAGCUGGGCGCAGCCUACUGUAUUGGUGGUGACGGAGGGCUAGUCACAUACGAUACCCCGCAAACUGUCAGAAUGAAGGCCAACUAUGUGCGACAAAACGGACUAGGUGGACUCUUCUAUUGGACCGGUACAGGCGACGCAAGCUCCCUCACUCAGAAGGAUCGCAGUCUGGUGUAUAAUGGCUUCCUAGCUGACUACGAUCCCAUCGACCAUCUCAACGCCCUCUUCUCCCACCCCGCCACGCUCUCUUCCGUCUCUGCCACCUCCGACGCCCUUCGCAACUACCAGGAUGACCUUGACCAAGACAUUGCCGGCGUUGUCGCCUCCCAGUCUAGCUCAGACGCCGACAGCGUCCAGCGUAUACAGGCUGCAAAGGCAGAGCUGGCUGAUCUCUUCAAGAAGAUUGAGAGCGUCCGGGAGCGGGCCAUGCAGACCGAACAGACCAUCACCGAGAUGACUGCAGACAUCAAGCGUUUGGAUAGCACAAAGAAGAACCUGACGCUCUCUAUGACGGCGUUGAAGCGACUCCAGAUGUUGACGACGGCCUACGAACAAUUACGGAGUCUGAGCAAGUCGCGACAGUACAGGGAAUGCGCACAACUGUUGCAGGCUGUGAUACAACUUGUGGCACACUUCAAGAGUUAUCGCUCUAUAGACCAGAUUGCGACCUUGAGUCGCAAUGUGGCGGACGUGCAGGGCGAAUUGCUGGAGCAGGUCUGCGAGGAUUUCGAGGUGACAUUCGCCAAGGGGGAAACGGCGUCACGAAAGGCCAUGCUCGCGGAAGCCUGUCUGGUUAUCGAUGCGCUCGGGGAACAUGCUCGCACCCGGCUCAUCAACUGGUAUUGCAACACGCAGCUGCGCGAGUAUCGCCAGGUCUUCCGGGGCAACGAUGAAGCUGGAUCAUUAGACAAUAUUGGACGAAGAUACAGCUGGUUCAACCGGAUGAUGAAGACAUACGACGUCGAACAUGCCUCCAUCUUCCCGGCCUAUUGGCGGGUGAAUGAGAUGCUGGCCAACUCGUUUUGCGAAGGAACCCGUGAAGACUUCAAGUCCAUAUUACAAAAGUCUGUGCGGAGAGGCGAUGGGCAGAGUUUGGAUGUCGAACUGCUUCUUUCGUGCUUGCAGGAGACACUUGACUUUGAACACAGUUUAGAAAGGCGGUUCGCUAAUGAGUCUCGCUCUUCAAUGGACACAGUAGCCUCCAAGGACGACCGACCGCAUGGCUUUAGUCAGGCCAUCUCCGAGGCUUUUGAACCCUACAUGAGCCUCUGGGUCGAAUCCCAAGACAAGCAACUCGCCAAUCUCAUACCAAAGUACCGGCAACAACCCCUCCGAAACCCAGAAGAGGAUUUCUCCCCUCAAGCUGUGAUACCCUCAUCAACAGAGCUGUUCCAAUUCUAUCGUUUGACGUUGGCACAGUGCGCUAAGCUUUCGACUGGAACGAGGUUACAGGAGCUAUCCAUGACCUUUGCCAAGUACCUGGAUCAGUACGGGCAACAGGUGCUCUACUACUUUCUUAGCGAGAAAGCAGGAGCUCAAGGACCUUCCGUCGAAGACGCUGUCCUCAUCCUCAACACUGCAGAUUAUUGCUAUAUGACCUGCAACCAACUGGAGGAGAAGAUCAGAGGCCGCAUAGACGAGGACUUUAAGGAAAAGGUUGAUUUGCAGAGUCAGGCUGAUGCCUUCAUGGGUAUCGCUAGUGCCACAGUCCGAAUGCUCGUUCGAAAAGUCGAGAUGGCGUGCGAACCUAGCUGGAGGGAGAUGCGAAACACACCUUGGGCAAAGCUCGAGAGUGUUGGCGACCAAAGUAGUUAUGUGGCUGAACUUUUGCGUAGCGUAAAGGAAAGAUCUGGAGAGAUCCUGAAGCAUCUCCACAAGCAGCAGUAUGCGCGAGCUUUCAGCGACAACCUUGUCGAUCUUAUGGCUUCCACGUACAUUGCGAACAUAAUGCAGUGCAAGCCAAUCUCCGAAGUUGGAGCGGAGCAGAUGCUGCUGGAUUCCUACGUGCUAAAGAAGGGUUUCACGGAGCUCCCUACCCUCAAUGAGGAGCCUGGUACAGCGCCACCAGCAAGCUUCAUCAAACGCGUAAAUCAGUCCAUGUCCAAGAUCGAUCCUCUUCUCAAAACGUUGCAAGUUCGUCCUUCGCCGCCAGAAGCCCUCGUGCAAGCCUACCUUAUCCAUAUUGCCGACAAAUCCGACACCAACUUCCGCAAGAUUCUUGAUCUCAAGGGCAUCCGCAAGGCUGAGCAAACUCAGCUUCUCGACCUCUUCUCUGCCUUUCGUGCAUCGCCCAACCACGAAAACCUCGUGCAGAACUCGCCUUUCCUUACGCCACUGCAGAUUCAGACAGCAGGUAGCGUUGGAAGUACGGCAGGAAGCGUCAUGGGCACGAUGGGAACGCCGAGUCUUGGUGGGGGCAGAUUCGACGCAGCAGGCUUGGGUAACAUGCUCGUCAAUGCUGCAAGGGAUGGUGUUGAUCGAUUCGGUAGUCCUGCGCCGGGCCAGCAGCAGGCCGGAGGUGCGGAUGGAGGUGCGAACCUGGAGAGUAAUUUGAAGAAUAUUGGCAAGUUCUUCAGGAGGGAUGUGGGAGGGUUCAGAGGAUUUGGACGGAGUGAGGACGGACGAUAG
Alternaria burnsii is the source of this 3552-nucleotide messenger RNA. RefSeq names its product vacuolar protein sorting-associated protein 53-like protein. Lineage: Eukaryota; Fungi; Ascomycota; Dothideomycetes; Pleosporales; Pleosporaceae. The record is from RefSeq and is a predicted model, not a curated record. Bases 1 to 3552 code for a protein of 1183 amino acids. Gene Ontology annotation, biological process: carbohydrate metabolic process; retrograde transport, endosome to Golgi. Gene Ontology annotation, molecular function: chitin binding; hydrolase activity, hydrolyzing O-glycosyl compounds. The transcript is spliced from 9 exons. Gene Ontology annotation, cellular component: GARP complex.